This is a messenger RNA of Darwinula stevensoni, 960 nucleotides long. The record is from the annotation of a GenBank genome assembly. Lineage: Eukaryota; Metazoa; Arthropoda; Ostracoda; Podocopida; Darwinulidae.
AUGGGGAUCUUCCGGGUUUUCCUGCUAUUCUCGCUCGCUUCCCCGCUUUGGGGGCAAGGUGGGUGCGACGACCCCGGUCCGACCGAGGUUGGGUCGAUCCGACCGAGGUUGGAGGUGACCUACCUCCGCAACUACGGGGAACUGGUGAUCGCCCUGGAGCAAGGUCACCACGUCACGGCCAUCUUCAACUCCCGACUCUGCACGGGCGACUCCGAGGACGGUGACCCGGUGAUGGUGGUGCCGCUGGACCCGUGGAGUCGGCAGGCGACGACGGACGGCACCAUGGACUUCGUCACCUUCAACCACCAGCUCAUUGACGGCGAUGGGAACUUCGUGCUGAUCGCGGGAAGCGCGGAGGCCGCAACGGGCAACGCGACCGCCAUCCUCGUGAACAUCAACACCAUGAACGCGAGCAUCGUCCAGAAGACGACCUACAACUGCAAGAUCAACGAGGGCGCCUACUUCGUCCAGAAGCGAUACUUCCAUCCCAGCGAGUCCCUGACGAGCUACCUGCAGCUGAGGGGCGCGCUGCUGAACGGCGAGCACGUGACGUCGGUGGGGUACGGCGAACGAUGCAGCAAUCCCUUCCCCGGGUACCGGAUCGCCCAGGGCGGCUCCUUUCACCUUCAAUUCUACAUACAAAAAAUUGGAAGACUUAGAUUUUUAUCCUUUUGGAUCGGGACAGAUGAUGCGGGCGAAGAGUACAUCCUUCUGGAAUACAGCAGCCUCGCCCUGUUCCCCGAAGACUCGCUCAACUUCCUCAGCAUCCAGAUGAAGGUGAGGCAGAACGGGCGAGUGGAGAUCGUGAACAGCGCCUACGACAUCCAAACGUGGGAGAACGAGUAUCCCUUCGCGGAUCCGCUGCAGUGCGACAUCGACGUGUCCGUCGGGUUCUACCGAGUUCCGGGUAAAAUCUUUUUGCAGUCUGCCAGAUCUCAUCAAACGUCCCCUUACGAAUAG